Messenger RNA from Toxorhynchites rutilus septentrionalis, 983 nucleotides. RefSeq names its product antigen 5 like allergen Cul n 1-like. The coding region runs from base 91 to 876 and encodes 261 amino acids. NCBI's taxonomy places the organism in Eukaryota, Metazoa, Arthropoda, Insecta, Diptera, Culicidae. The record is from RefSeq and is a predicted model, not a curated record. The transcript is spliced from 4 exons.
UGGGAGCAUUUGUUGUAUAAAAGGUGUGCGUAGCAGGAUCAAGAAUUCAGAGUUCGGUGCGGCUUUCGUUAGUUGGAAGUGAUCGUGAAAAUGGCUAUGUUCACCAAAUUGAUUUGGUUGGUGAUGCUCCUGGCAUCACUGAAGCAGUCCUACAGUGCGGACUACUGCAAACAUGAUCUUUGUGGGGCAGGCAAGGCGCACAUUGGGUGCCAAAACGACGGAAAGCUGAGCCCACAAUGCCCCAAGGGAGCCAAGGUGAUCAAGAUGACCGACGAGCUGAAGCAGCUUGUGCUGGAUACUCACAACAAGUACCGUAGCGAGCUGGCUACCGGCAAAGUGGAAUGGCUACCAAAGGCCGCGAAUAUGCCCUCCCUGACUUGGGAUAAUGAGUUGGCCAAAACAGCACAGAUGAACGCAAACCGUUGUGUCCGUGGUCACGACGCCUGUCACAAUACAGAAAAGUAUAAGAAUUCGGGACAAAAUCUUAACUUCUACGCUACCACCGCUGAUACUAUUGACGUUAAUGGAGAGGUACCAAAUCUGAUUACCAGCUGGUGGGAUGAGCGACAUGAUGUUAACAAGAACAUGGUUAACACCAUGUAUGAUCCUGGCAAGAGCAUCAUGGUGUUCCAUUUCGCUGUCAUGGGUUCGGAUAAGGUGAACAAAGUUGGUUGUGCCAUAACCCAAUGGAAGCCGGAAAAGGGCUGGAAUCAGAUUUACUUGGUUUGCAACUAUUCGUUCAAUGACUUCGUGGGACUUCCUAUCUACGUCGCUGGCGAACCAUGCUCACAAUGUACCAAGGGUUGUAACCCGAAGUUCGAGGGACUGUGCGUCGAGGACGAACCGGUCGCGCUGCCCAUUGAUUAUGCGGUUUAAUAAUAGCAGCAUACAACGAUGGGCAACGAGGAAACUUAUUUACGAGAAAGGAUCAAAGUAUAGAUUAUAAGUUAUUGUUUCGGCGAAUAAAAUUAGGUGAUGGGUAA